CUCAUUUUCUUGUAAAGAAGGCAUUUUCUCACCAUCCUUCGCUCGCUCCUUUAUUCGUCGCUCUCUUAGUCAAGUUACAUGUAAGAGCGCUCUGUCUUAUGCAUCAACAUCACCACCACCUCCACCAAGACGCCUCGUUCUUUAGCCACUUCAAGUUCAUACCCGCCAAAAUGUUCAAGCGCGCCUUCCGGUCGCAGGACCAGCCCCAGAACCGCGUGGACAAGGCGGCGCGGCUGAAGAAGCCGGGGGGCUCCGCCAAGGAGCACGUCAAGGCGAAGGUGUCCAAGCUGCAGAUCUCUCACAUAGAGCACGAAGCGGCACCCGCCCGGCCCGUCAACAUCACUCCCUCGCCGAUUGUCACCCUUACUAUUGGCCGCGAGGGAAGACUCUUUGCAGCUCACGAGGAUGUCCUCAGCCAGUCGCCCUUCUUUGAAGAGGCGUGCAGGAAGGAGUCCUCUGAUGCCAUGAACAAGAGAAUCUCCCUCCCUGACGAGGAGCCCGAGGUCUUUUCUGCCGUCCUCGAGUAUCUCUACAAGGGCGAUUACUAUCCCCGCCUGGUGCACAACAGGCACCGCAACUCGUGGGAGCUUGAGGAUCGCAUGAGGACUCCUCAGAAGUCAUCACCAAACCCCGACAUGGGGGGCGGCCACGCAGGCACGGCUUCCGAUGCCGCCGUCUAUCUCUCCAGCGCCGGGGCCGAGAUCCUCCGCGACACCGUCAUCUACUGUGCCGCGGACAAGUACGGCCUGGAAGAGCUGAAGCGUCUGGCUUUACGCAAGCAGGGGCUGCAGGCCGGCAUUGAUGUCGGCACGAUCCUGCGAUCUGCCCAGUAUGCCUACGCCAACACGCCUGAUUCGGACAGUCGCCUGCGCGCCCAUUACCUGGCCUUGAUUAUUCGCUGCCGCAAGACGUUUAAGCGCAGCGGCACCAUGCAGGCCGAGAUGGAAGCGGGUGGCAGCAAGCUGUUCUUUGACCUGUUCGUCGCCAUGUGCAAUCAUCUGGACGACGUCAUUGAUGUUACCAAUGGCCGUACUCCAAAGACUGUAUAAUGAACGACAAUGAUGAGAACGGCGAAAGCCUUCGGUGGCCCGGCUGAGCGCAAUGCCGUUGGGCAGCGAAGGAUGGAUUUUUUUUUAAGAAAAUAAACGAAAAAAGCUUUAAAAUGGAGAAAUCAGAUCAAUAGAA
Messenger RNA from Trichoderma asperellum CBS 433.97, 1185 nucleotides. RefSeq lists its product as uncharacterized. The record is from RefSeq and is a predicted model, not a curated record. NCBI's taxonomy places the organism in Eukaryota, Fungi, Ascomycota, Sordariomycetes, Hypocreales, Hypocreaceae. Gene Ontology annotation, molecular function: protein binding.